Pseudoliparis swirei is the source of this 2352-nucleotide messenger RNA. RefSeq names its product thiosulfate:glutathione sulfurtransferase. Gene Ontology annotation, cellular component: mitochondrion. NCBI's taxonomy places the organism in Eukaryota, Metazoa, Chordata, Actinopteri, Perciformes, Liparidae. Bases 13 to 507 code for a protein of 164 amino acids. The transcript has 4 exons. Gene Ontology annotation, molecular function: thiosulfate-cyanide sulfurtransferase activity. The record is from RefSeq and is a predicted model, not a curated record.
CUUGUCCUCGACAUGUUGUCUUGUCUUCUGUCUCGAGGGUCCUGCCAGGCUGUGGCGGCGGUGAGACCCACGUCUCACCCGACGUUCGGCUCACUUUUACGAGCUUUUACAACCUCAAGUCCCAAAUGUGGCGGAACAUCCGAAAGUGGUAAAAAUACAUUUCCUGCUUCAGUGGUGACCUACUCCCAGCUGAAGACCAUGCUGUCCAGCCAAAACAUCCAGCUGUUUGAUGUGAGAAAUCCUGAUGAACACCUGGCUGGACGCAUUCCACAGGCUGUCAACAUCCCGCUGGGGAUCCUGGAGGAGUCUCUGAAGCUGUCCCCGGAACACUUUCAGCAAAUAUUUGCAGUGAAGACUCCUGGGAAGGAUGACCAAAACAUCGUGUUUCAUUGCAGAAGUGGCAUCAGGAGCCUCAAAGCGCUGGAUAUUGCCCGUCAGCUGGGAUUUAGCAGGGCGAGACAUUACAGAGGAGGGUACACCGAGUGGGCCGAGGAAGGAGCGAAAUGAACCCGAGUCAAACUUCAUUAAGUUCCUAGCUUAUACAAAACUACAGAACUUCAGUUACUCUUGAAUUUAAUUGUUUUAUUCAUAUUAACUUUUAAUUCAUAAGUUAAUACCAGUUUAAAUAAUAUUAUAAUAUUAAUAUAAUAAUCAUAUUAUUAUUUCCCUUGUAAACUCAUUUUAGCUACUUAUUUUACACUUUUUGAGGUGUUGCAUUAUGCUUUCUAACCUUUUUAUUCUGUGAUUCAUGUGCUUCAUAUAAAACGCUUUACAAAUUUAAAUGUAUUAUUAGUAAUAAUAAUAAUACAUUAUUAUAAUAAUUUUUUACACUUUUGCAGUAAUUGUCAUAGUUUAAGGUUUUUGUAGUAGGCAUCUUAAAAAUAAGGGAAGCACAGCUCUGAGUUGUUCAAUCAUGAGUCCUGGGCUUAUUAGUACUGAUCUUAUUAAACAAGCAUGAAUUGAUAAGGGAUCAUUCUUAUCAGACUUAUUCAAACAUUGCUAGCCCAUCUUUAUAAAACAAAAUGUAACAAAUAAAUACAUAGAUAUAAACUUAUUGUAUGAUGUAUUAUUCAAAUAAUAAGUAAAACACAAAUUAGCAGAAAUUAAAAUGUUUAUUAUAAAAGUUUCGACACAAUUGUUAACAUUUUUAAAUGCAUCAACAAAUUGGGCAAAAAAAAAAAGUAAACAGAUAGUGAUAGAAGCUGUCGACUGAACCGAACCAGAACCAGUUCCUUAGUGCACUGCAUUUUGGGAGAAUGGUGCCUGUUAACUACACACUCAACAUUCUAGUUUUCUUUUUUUAUACGCAUUGAGAUUGUUUUGACUUUACUUUAUCUUCUCACUGAGUGAACAUACUCUUACAUACGACUCAAACCCUGCUUCUGGUUUUAGGCUGUAGUUUGAUAAUCACUUCCAUCUCUUGACCAGUAGAUGGCAGCAACAUUCCAACCAACUGUGAACAUGUUUAUUUCCAUUGACCACUGUCGUUUAUGAUUAUGGAAGCUUUGCCCUCUCAGGCCUGACCUUCACACAGGUAUUGGUCCAGACAGGUAUGGAUCCUUUGAGCAACCGCUCUGUGAGCAGCUGUCAGGCGUCCCAUUUGCAGAUCCAUUUUAGAUCCUUCAUUCAGAGGGAAAGCAUACCCCACUUCACCUUCACCCUCCAUCCUAUCCUCUCAUCCAGGCUAUUUGCAACACAUCAACGGUAAAGCAGGUGUGUGUCUGUGUGUACACGUCAGACAAUAGCCUCUCCAUUGAAAUCAAAUGAUACUUUUCCAUAUAGCUGCAUUCAUAUGGAAGAGACUGAGAUUGAUUUCCUGAUUGUUGCAUGAUAGACAGAAAUGGAAUGCAAAGGAAAUAUGGAUUUGGUGGACAUUUUUUUUGAAUGAGUUGGGGAAACUGCUUUGCACUCAGAAUUCAGCAUGUGCUAUGGAUGUCACAUCCAAUCAAUUUAGUCACGUUUCAAAUGUAUGGAUUUAUGCCAGCGAGUGUAAGAUGUGCAGGAGUUAAUUAGCGUGCAGCUGUAGAAGAAGGAUGGCUCCAAUUUCUAAGGACACGUGGACACUUUUAACAUUAGUUUAAUGCGAACUGACUCCGGGUUGGUCCGGGGAAAUGAUCAGUUCGGUCUGUUUUUCAGCUGCAUGGUGAAGAAUUCCUCAGCUGCCAUGGAGGAAAAGUGCCAUUCAGAUCCCAAACCUCCUGCUGCUCACUUGUUGAAAAGGCUCUGUAAUGAAAUCUACAGUGAGGCGUUUGUUAUAGAAAUAUGGAGAAACGUGAGCUGUGCGGUUUUUAUUUCAAACCAAUUGACAGAUUAAUGUAUUGGCUCAAAUAAAAUGUACGUCUUAAAAUACUA